Messenger RNA from Mesocricetus auratus (golden hamster), 1309 nucleotides. RefSeq names its product musculoskeletal, embryonic nuclear protein 1 (gene Mustn1). The record is from RefSeq and is a predicted model, not a curated record. Gene Ontology annotation, cellular component: nucleus. The coding region runs from base 276 to 524 and encodes 82 amino acids. Gene Ontology annotation, biological process: tissue regeneration; chondrocyte proliferation; chondrocyte differentiation. NCBI's taxonomy places the organism in Eukaryota, Metazoa, Chordata, Mammalia, Rodentia, Cricetidae. The transcript is spliced from 3 exons.
UCCCACCUGCGGGUGAGCAGCUGUUCCCAAAAGCACGGGGUACCCCCAGCUGUCUGCCCUCACCAGGGCUGCCACCCAUCAUCUCCGAGAAUAAACGCCAGCUAGUGGCUGCGUGGAUCUGAAUCAUCUGGAAGCUUCCAAAGGAGGGGAGUGACUACCCGGGACGGACAAGCAGGCUAUAUAAGUUCCCGAGGGUUGGGCUUCACACAGAUCUCUUCUUGUGGCUACUGCCUGGCAGAGUUAGCUACAGAGAGAGAACUUGCAGGGCAUCUACCAUGUCCGAGGUUGGCACCCCGGAAGCCCCCAUCAAGAAAAAGCGCCCCCCUGUGAAAGAAGAAGACCUGAAGGGGGCCCGGGGGAACCUGGCCAAGAACCAGGCGAUCAAGUCUAAGACGUACCAGGUCAUGCGGGACUGCGAGCAAGCUGGCUCAGCUGCCCCGUCUGUGUUCAGCCGCAAUCGCACAGGUACCGAGACUGUCUUUGAGAAGCCCAAAGAGGGACCUGCCAAGAGCGUCUUUGGCUGAGCAGUGCACACGGCGCCACUCCAAACAGCUGGACAUGGGAGCCUUUCCCACGAGCUUUCUUUUUUAUUUCUUUUUUAAAUGCUAGAAGAUGCCUUUUCCCUGCUGCCCCAGAACCAUCAUGACUCCCCACAAAGCCAGCCCUGCCUUGCCAGCAGCUUGCAAGCGUCCAUAGAGAGGGUGCCCGAGUGGCUCCAACCUUGGGAAGGAACUGGUCAGUGGCCAUGACUAGUAACUGCUGGGAAAGAGAGGGAGUGUGGGAUGUAACACAUCCAGUGUCCUUCCUGGGCUCUUCGGUGGGCGGGAAAUAAAGUGUGUGCUUUCAGGGCAUCUGAGACGUCCUCCAAAAAGCCUUAGACAUGGUUCAGACCUGAUGACUGUAGACCUCUCUGCUCCUUCCCUCCCUUUGUCUGUCUGUCUGUCUGUCUGCCUCUCUCUCGGUCUCCCUCUCUCCCUCCCUGUCUCCCUCUCUCUCUCUGAGACAGGGUUUCUCGGUAUAAACAGCCCCAGCUGUCCUGGAACUCACUCUGUAGACCAGGUUGACCUCCAACUCACAGAGAUCCGCCUGCCUCUGCCUCCCAGGUGCUGGGAUUAAAGGCGUGCGCCACCAACGCCCAGCGCUUCUGUUCUUUCUAACCCUCCGUUUCAGAGCUGGGGAGAUGGGCACAGUUAGGAAUUCUUGAUGUUUCUGCAGAGGACCCUGGCCCCGGUCCCAGUAUCCCCAUGGUGGCUCAUUUCACUCUGUCGCCCUCUUCUGGCCUCUGAAAUAAAAAUAAAUUUUAAAACUA